Ceutorhynchus assimilis (cabbage seed weevil) is the source of this 1502-nucleotide messenger RNA. NCBI's taxonomy places the organism in Eukaryota, Metazoa, Arthropoda, Insecta, Coleoptera, Curculionidae. The record is from the annotation of a GenBank genome assembly.
AUGUUUUUAAAAUUAUAUUAUGCUCAUUUUUAUUAUCUAUCUGUUGUAGUAGCCGGUGAAAGCAAAUUUCAAAGUAGAUCAGAUGAUUUUGAAGAAUCUCUACCCCUUAUAUUUCCACAAAUAUUUAUACAACCCUUUGUAAAUAAUUCCAAAAUCUCACCGCAAAAGUAUUAUAACUUCACUAAACAAACAUCUAAAACAAAUGCCCCUUACGGUUACUUGAAAGGAUAUUCCCUAAAAAUACCAAAACUUAAACUUUUUGAAAAAGGACCAUCCCCGGACAUGAAAUUAAUAGAACAAGAAGCAAGAACCAAAAGAGGUGAAGAUUUACAUUUGAAGCUAUUAUUUCAAAUUAAAUUAUAUACCAUAGGUGUGCCUCAUCUUUAUAACAUGAUAAGUUGUGCUACUGGCUGUAAUCCUCUCAAAUACAAAGGCUAUGGAUGUUUCUGUGGACUUUUUGGUUCGGGAAUUCCUGUAGACGGAAUAGACAGAUGCUGCAAAUCCCAUGAUUUUUGUUACGAAAUUGCAAAUUGUCCAAUGCUUCUCGAAUAUUUCAUACCGUAUUACUGGAAAUGUUGGUACAAUAGGCCAUAUUGUGCCGUAGAUCAUGGUGAAUAUGGAAGAUCGGGUUCUUGUGCCGACAUGUUGUGCCAAUGCGACCGAGCCCUUGCAGAAUGCUUACAGAGAUAUUCGUGCCCUUCACGAUCGCAAAGGGCUUUUUGUAAAUCUUCGCCGUUUAGUAGGUACCUAAACAUGCCUCAAUCGAGUACCCAAAAACUAAGAGUCCUCGCUCUGCACGGUUACACGCAAAGUGCAGGAAAAUUCAGAGAAAAACUCCCUUUGCAAAGGAAGUUCAAGAAGCUGGCCGAUUUUGUAUUUAUAACAGCCCCAUUUGCCACUCCUUUAAUAGACCACGACAUCCCAGAUACGCUUUUAAAUGGAAACCAAAUUGAACCUCGGGAACCCAAUUUACAAAAACAUCCAAUCACAGAUGCUAAUGGAGCUUUUGAAAUAGAAGAAGAACCAGUCCAACCAGAAGAUUACCCCACUAAUGACACUGACUCUUUUGCAUGGUACUUAAGAAGACCUAAUAAAACCAACACUGGGCAUUAUUAUAGAGGUAUCAGAGAAUGUAUUAGCUUUUUAGAAAAAGUAUUUGAGGAACAAGGACCAUUUGAUGUAACAAAAAAUAUAAAAUUUGAUUUUGCCAUUGUGGCGGGUGGAUUUAAAUUCCCAAUUGAUAAUUUCUAUGACGAAAAAUUACAUGUUUCUUCAUUGCACAUUUACGGAGAAACUGAUCAAAGAGUAGUGCCAGAACGCAGUGAACUUGUAGCCAGCUUUUUUGAAAACCCCACUGUAGUGUCACAUGCUGGGGGUCAUUUUGUACCUUGUAAUGCCUCUCAAAAGUUGCAAUAUGAACCAUUUUUUAUUGAGCAAUGGAACAAAAAAUUUGGAGGAGAAUCAAUUAAAAACUAAUGCAAUAAUAAAUUAUUUAUUCAACA